AUAUUUCUGGCAUUCUUAGCGCUAACUGUGGCGUUUGUCCCUAUGAUGGCUAUCCAUCACUACUACAUUGAUCGGACUCAGGGUUGGAAACGUGGCCAGAAACGUCCCCAUACCAGAAUCAUUAAUGGAUAUACUGCCGAGGAAGGAGAUGUGCCAUACAUUGUCCGUUUAACCUUAGGAAAUGCGUCAUGUGGUGGUACCAUAAUUGGAGACACUUGGAUUUUAACUGCUGCCCAUUGCCUCAGUGGUAAACUAUAUGCAACGAUUUACUAUGGAUCCAAUGAGAAGGAAUCAAACAUAUUCCACAGAGUGCUUUUCCAUAAUUUCAUUAUACAUGAACUGUAUGAGCCUCUUCCAAAUUUAAGAUUCGAUAUUGCUCUAGUUCGUACACCACGCAUCGAGUUUAGUGAUACAAUUAGCCAGAUAGCUCUUCCCGCAGUGAGUGAUCGUUAUGACAGGAUGGUGGACGAGAGGGCUAAAGUUUGCGGCUGGGGCCUCAUAUCGUUGACCGUAAUACCUGAAAUACUGGAAUGCAUUGACGUGCGAGUUAUAACCAAUGAAGAAUGCUUUAAACCGAAUAAUGAAGCAAUUAUUACAGACAGUUUGAUGUGCACGGGGACAGCAACUUGUUUCGGCGAUUCUGGUGGACCUUUAGUGACUGAUUCACUGCCCCCCAAGUUGAUUGGAAUUGUUAAAGGACACUUUGAAUUGUGUAAUGCAAAUUCCGUCUUUACCCGCGUUACUUCAUUUUUGGAAUGGAUUCAUGGAAAAACUAAUAUUCCUAUUUCUGAGUAAAAUCAAGUGAAAUUAACUCUUAAAUCGAUAUUAAAUUGAAUUGAUUGGACACACACAAUUAGGGCGAGAUAUUUGAACAUGUUUCAUUUCAUUUGUAUAACUUUCCAGAAUAUUGAUAAAAGGGGUCGCCAUUCUUCAUAAUUCCGAUAAAUCUGGCCCUGCUUAUAAUAAA
Drosophila willistoni is the source of this 967-nucleotide messenger RNA. Its product is annotated as serine protease 3. Bases 43 to 795 code for a protein of 250 amino acids. The record is from RefSeq and is a predicted model, not a curated record. Gene Ontology annotation, molecular function: serine-type endopeptidase activity. Gene Ontology annotation, biological process: proteolysis. The transcript has a single exon. Lineage: Eukaryota; Metazoa; Arthropoda; Insecta; Diptera; Drosophilidae.